UACUUCCCCGGAAGGCGGAGCUGAAAACCCGGAUAAAGGAUCGGGAACUGUCAGGGAGCACACUGCGCUUGCGCUUGGAAGGGCCGGAAGUCGGAGAGGGAGUGACCCAGCUUCCGUUUCUGAUUUUCCGCCAGUGUUGGGUAUCUUCGCAGUCGACCAAGAUGAACCGAUUCUUCGGGAAAGCGAAGCCCAAGGCUCCGCCGCCCAGCCUGACUGACUGCAUCGGCACGGUGGAUAGCAGGGCAGAAUCCAUUGACAAAAAGAUUUCCCGAUUGGAUGCUGAGCUAGUGAAGUAUAAGGAUCAGAUCAAGAAGAUGAGAGAGGGUCCUGCCAAGAAUAUGGUCAAGCAGAAAGCCCUGCGGGUUUUAAAGCAAAAGCGGAUGUAUGAGCAGCAACGGGACAACCUUGCCCAGCAGUCCUUUAACAUGGAGCAAGCCAACUAUACCAUCCAGUCAUUGAAGGACACCAAGACCACGGUUGAUGCAAUGAAAUUGGGAGUAAAGGAAAUGAAGAAGGCAUACAAGCAAGUGAAAAUCGACCAGAUUGAGGAUUUACAAGACCAGCUAGAGGAUAUGAUGGAAGAUGCAAAUGAAAUCCAAGAAGCACUGAGUCGAAGUUACGGCACCCCAGAAUUAGAUGAAGAUGACCUAGAAGCAGAAUUGGAUGCACUUGGUGAUGAGCUUCUAGCUGAUGAAGAUAGCUCUUACUUGGAUGAAGCAGCAUCUGCACCUGCAAUUCCAGAAGGUGUUCCCACAGACACGAAAAACAAGGAUGGAGUUCUGGUGGAUGAAUUUGGAUUGCCACAGAUCCCUGCUUCAUAAACUUGCAUCAGUCAAGUUCAUCAUGUAAAACACAUACAUAUUCUGGGACUAGGAAAUGUUUCCAAAUUUGCCGUAACAAAUUUAGAUUCCUUUUCUCUAGGAAAGGUUAAUUUCACUGCUCCUUGAUGAUUACUUUUUCCAUUAAGAAACAUUGCUUGGGGGAGCUUUCUUUGUACUAAAAUUGGAUUCUUUUUGUCUUAGGGCAGACUAACUUAAAAGUAUCUUUGACUUUAUAUGACUUGUUUUCACUUAUUAAUAAUAAUCUGAAAUAAAGCCAAGGAGAUGAGAAUCUAAGUUCUAUGACAGUGUAGGUCUACAGUCUCAUUGUGACCUAAGUAAUUGAUAAUAUAAAGAUGAGAUUUUUGAGACUAUUCAUAUUAUGACUCAAAACCAUUUUCUGUUAUAUUAUUGGUGGGUUAAAGUGGUGGCCCUUUUUGAUAGAUUUUCUUGUGUCUUGUGAGCAAAUCAUUACUGUGUCCAAUAUUGGAAUGGAAUUAUCACUAUUGUGUCAUGAAGUGGAUAUUUUGGUUCUAUGGUUUCCACAGUAUUAUAGCUUGAGUUGUAAUCAAUAAUGAAUAUUUCUUGAUAUUUAAUGUAUAGGACAUUUAUUUAUACUCAAUAAAUAUUUUUCAAAAGGAUAUAGUUUUA
Messenger RNA from Castor canadensis (American beaver), 1469 nucleotides. RefSeq names its product charged multivesicular body protein 5 (gene Chmp5). Gene Ontology annotation, biological process: late endosome to vacuole transport via multivesicular body sorting pathway; vesicle budding from membrane. Gene Ontology annotation, cellular component: multivesicular body. The record is from RefSeq and is a predicted model, not a curated record. NCBI's taxonomy places the organism in Eukaryota, Metazoa, Chordata, Mammalia, Rodentia, Castoridae.